This is a messenger RNA of Penicillium coprophilum, 1545 nucleotides long. Its product is annotated as scramblase family protein. Gene Ontology annotation, molecular function: phospholipid scramblase activity. The record is from RefSeq and is a predicted model, not a curated record. Bases 1 to 1545 code for a protein of 514 amino acids. Gene Ontology annotation, biological process: plasma membrane phospholipid scrambling. Gene Ontology annotation, cellular component: plasma membrane. The transcript is spliced from 3 exons. Lineage: Eukaryota; Fungi; Ascomycota; Eurotiomycetes; Eurotiales; Aspergillaceae.
AUGUGGGGUAUAAGGCUCCAAUACCUGCAAAAGCAGUUGACACCAGCUCGAACUCGAGCUCUUUCAAGCUUCAGAAGUCAUACAUCUCCGCGCGGUCCUCGCGAUAGCAGAAAAAGACCAAAUGUCAUACCGACUUCGAGGAAAGCUGAAAGCUCGCAACAGGAUGAGUCUGCCCCCGAGUCUCAAGAUGCCACGAAUCCCAAUUACGACCCUUCGCAAAACACUCUACUUUCUCCCGUUUACCUACCUGAAGACCCACGAGGGGUGCUUAAAGAAACCCACCCGGCAAUUUCGAUACUGGCGAAUUCAGGGAUAGUUGUACAACGAGAACUAGAGAUGAUGAAUGUUCUGAUUGGGUUUGAGCAAGCGAAUAGGUACAUCAUCAUGGAUGCACUAGGAAAUCACAUUGGAUAUAUGGCAGAACAAGAUAAGGGAUUGGCGAACACAAUGGCACGGCAAUGGUUGCACACCCACCGAAGUUUCGUAACACAUGUAUUUGACCGAAACGAAAAUGAAAUUCUUCGAUUCAAUCGCCCGUUUUCUUGGAUCAACUCCCGUAUUCACGUCUAUGAUCCUCUUGAGCAAACGCCAAAUGCCUCCUCCGCAUCCACCUCCCUUCAAAGCACCACACCCGGUUCUCUCAUUGAACCUGGCACUAGAUCGAGUGCAAGAAUAUCCCCACUUGGUCUUGGUCAAAUGCGAGUUAUUGGUGAAGCGCAGCAGCAGUGGGCACCGUUGCGGCGGAAGUAUAAUCUCUUCACCCAUCACCAGUCCCCAAACCCAGAAACAGAUAUGGGAACCCACAAUGUCUCGCCAUCCGACUCCGGUUUGUCACGAGCGCAGCAGAUGGAGCUGGUGCGAGGAUCAGAUCAAAACCAGGGUCAAUUCAACCAAUUUGCCUACGUUGAUGAGCCUUUCCUAUCAUGGGAUUUCUCCCUAAAAUCUGCAGACAAUCAGUUGGUUGGAUCCGUCAAUCGCAAUUUCGCAGGUUUUGCGCGUGAAAUCUUCACAGACACUGGUGUUUACGCAAUACGAAUGGAUUCCGCUGCUCUCGGCACCGGGACAUCACCUGGCAACAAUGGUCCAGGGAUGACCCUUGACCAACGGGCUGUUAUGCUGGCUACAGCUGUAAGCAUUGAUUUCGAUUACUUCAGUCGUCAACACGGCCAUGGUAUGUUUGGCUUUCCGAUUCCAUUUAUGGGCGGUCAGGCUCCCGCUGGCGGUGCAGCUGCCGGAGGCGGUGCCGCUGGUGAAGCUGGAGCUGUGGGUGAAGUUGCCGGUGGAACUCUUGAGCGAGUUGGAACCGCCGGUGGUAUGCCGAAUGGUAUGGUUGGAGGCGCUACCACCGCAGGUGCAAUGGCUGGAUAUGAAGCAAUGCACAGGGGCAACGCAACCGAUCCAAAUACCCCAGCAUCGGAUCCGGCUGACCCAGGCCCACAAGGCUUCCAGGAUGAACCUCAAGAUCCUUGGGGUCAAGAUGACCCUUGGGGUGAUGGAGGAGGUGACAUUGGUGAUGGGGGUGAUGGAGAUUAUUUUGACUGGUGA